CGUUUUAAUUGGCAUUUUAAGUAUUUUAAGUUUAUGUUGGAAACUUCUUGCUAUGGACUCGCUAUCAGACUAUGACUUCCUGACCCACCAGACGAGCCUCCCUUCAUCAUUCAAAGUCCACCACAAACCCACAGAAAAUACUUUUUGCCUCCAAAGUGUCCCGCUGUCAGACUUAAGUGACACCGAACAAAAAGCUUUAAUAAAAAAAAUCAAAAUUCGAACCGGCUUGAGGCACCCCAACGUUUUGGCCUUUUACCACCAUCUUCAGCACGAGAACGUCCUCUACAUAAAACAGGAAUAUUGUGAAAACGGCACUCUGACCGACUUUAUUUUGAAAGAAUGCAUUGAAAAAGAGAGACAGUUACAUGAAACUUUCAUUUGUAAACUUUUGUAUCAGAUUGUUUUUGCUUUAAAAACUGUGGAAUGCUUUAUGGGACAGCUGAACUUGGACACAUUAAUGCUUGAUAAAGAUUACAACAUCAAACUAUACAACUUUUUUAAUAUUGAAACUGGACAGAAUCAGAAGCAAAAAGAGAUCAAAAUGUCCCAACUUGGCGCAACAGUUUUCCAGCUAAGCACCUUAAAGCAAUUUGAUAAAAGCAGUUUUGAAAAAGUGCUUCAGAAGCAAGACUACUCUGAAGCAUUCAAAGGUCUGUUAGUGGCCUUGCUAAAAGAUUCUAGUGAAAUCAAGAAGCAUAUUAAUAAAGUCCUUUGUCAUCCAACUGUUUUACUACAGUCCAGUCAGUGGUGCAAAGACAGAUGCUUUAUAGAAAAAACAAUCACAAAAACAGACACUCUUUCAGAACAUUCAGAAUAUGCUGAUAAACUUGAGAAGCUCAGAAGGAGAGAGGCAGCUUUACAAGUAAAAGAGCAACUGCUCAAAGAACAGGAGCGUAAGUUGGCCCACAAGGAGAAAAAACUGCAAGUAAUGGAAAGAGCUAUUAAAGAGAAGAUGCAACAGGCUGAACUCUAUUUGAAACGCUCUAGAGAAAGUAAGUCAGUGAGCAGUGGAGCAAGUUCAAAAAUGUCUUAUGAGGACAUAGAGGAUCCAAAUUAUGUCACUUGUGACUCAGUUAUUUUGCCCACCAGUGCCAAGCUACAAGUGGAAAAAAUCGCGAAGCCCCAUAAUUUUACCAGAACCCUUUCAGAAAAAAGAAUAAGGUUCAAAACCAGUCCCUUAAAGGACCAUAACUUCACAAGAAAUAAAGUGAAUUUUAGAAAGAGUCUAAGGCAUUCAAAGAUACUGGAGCAAAAUGUAGUGAACAUUGAAAAUAUCCCUCCGGAGGACAGAAGAAAAUCUUUGUUUAAUGAGGCAGGAUAUGAAAAUGAUGUGGUGUCAAAGCCUUGCGGUAUAAAAAGCCUCGGAUGGACUGAAGAAACAAAAAAAUAUGCUUUUGACAUGUUAAGAAUUAUGAAUAGUGAUGAAAAUAUUGAUGGCAGUGGGGUUAGGCAUACUAGUUUAUAAUUGGGUCAUUCUACAGCAAAACUUGCCUGAGAUAUUUUUUCUGUUUAUUAAUGCAUUAAUUUAAUCUUUGUCCUAUGAUAUCACCAUAUCCUUUACAAAUACUUAUUGUACACCUUUUUAAUAUCAACAUUAGUGAUUUGGCAUGAAUAUAAAUUGUUUUCCUAAUUUAAUAAAAAGUCACUUAAAGGGAUAAAGCAAGUUUUGAUAUGGAAUGCCUCAAUUUAUAUAGUAUUGUACUAAGUAUAUAAUUGUAAUUUAUAGUAUUAUAGUUUUAAAUAAUAGUUGCAAUAAAAUAUCAAUAAUGCAAGUGCAAUAAAAUAUCUAUAAUAAAUUCAUCUACUAUUCAUUUAUUUACAAAUAACUUUAAGCUUAAGGCCAUGUAGGUUUUUCACCCUCUGCCAACUGCCUUCCAUAUAAAGCACUUUUAUCCCUAAACAAUACCAGCCUCUCAGUUUCCUUCCUAAAAUUAAUCAGUCUAAUAACUAACAAUAUAAAAUCCUGAAUUAAUUGGCUUACCUAUCUAGAUAUGCACCAAAAGCCAUACCAGUAAAAGGUAUUACCAAGAGGUACAAUUUUCUAGGCAAGAUUGAAAACAUUUUCCUGAGCAAGUCUCUUGUUCCUUGCCUUGCACUCCUGGGUAUAGGACCAGUCGGCGUAAAUGGUGCUCACUACAAAGGCGGGAAUAAGUGUUACUAAACAGUACCUUUUAAUUAAUCGGCCAAUGCCUAUGGCCAUCUGAAACUGAGGAAAACUAUCUAUGGGGACUGUUACAUCACAAGAUUUGUAGGUUAGGUGAGACUUCUUAAAUUAUAGUGAAAAUUACUUACCAGGAGUGAGGGAUUGCUGGGCUAUGGAUUACUGGACUGAGUUGUAGUUGAGGCUUUCGAAUAAAAUUAUCUUAGGGGAUUUAUUUUGCGUAAUAUGUACUUUUUUUGGAAAAGUAUGUUUUUUUAGAAUAAUCACUUGUUUUGACGUUUUGGCGACGCUGACAGUAAUGUC
Anthonomus grandis grandis is the source of this 2464-nucleotide messenger RNA. Its product is annotated as serine/threonine-protein kinase Nek2-like. The record is from RefSeq and is a predicted model, not a curated record. The coding region runs from base 53 to 1465 and encodes 470 amino acids. Gene Ontology annotation, biological process: protein phosphorylation. The transcript has 2 exons. NCBI's taxonomy places the organism in Eukaryota, Metazoa, Arthropoda, Insecta, Coleoptera, Curculionidae. Gene Ontology annotation, molecular function: ATP binding; protein kinase activity.